AUGGAUAUUUCCGAUCCCUUAAAGAAGAGGUUAGAAUGGAUGAGUUGUGAUGAUAGGACUCAUACAUUAUACAUUAAUGGAGUGAAAGAAUUUUUAGACUUUGCUUUUACUGAUUUACCUACCGGUAGUGAAAUUGAGGAAGAAGAAACUAAAGUCCCUUGCCCAUGUAAUCGAUGCAACAAUAGUAGACACAAAACCAGGGAAGAUAUUUUUGAGGAUUUGUUAUUGAACGGAAUUGUGAAAGGUUAUGUUCGUUGGAUCUAUCAUGGUGAAUAUAAACCCCCUGAAAAACGAUGUAGAGUUGAAACGGGAGAUAAGGGCCGGGAUGAAAUUUUUGAAAUGAUCUUUGAUGCUCAUGAGCCAAUGAGUUCAUAUGAUGUUCUAGAUGAGGAAGUUGAUAACCAUCCAGAACAUAACGACAUAAAGGGUUUAGGAGCUUUUGAAAGAUUAUUGAGAGAUGCUCAACAACGUCUAUACUCUGGUUGUGAUGACUAUUCAAAGUUGUUAUUUAUUUUAGAGAUGUUCCAAAUCAAAUGCAUGGAAGGAAUAACUAACAAAGCUUUCACAAAGAUGCUUAAAACGUACAAACGUGUUUUACCCAAAGAUGCAAAUGUGCCAUCAACAUACCGAGAAGCACGUAAAAUGGUUACUGAUUUGGGUUUUGAUUAUGAGAAGAUUGAAGCAUGUGAGAAUGAUUGUAUGUUGUUCUGGAAAGAGAGUGCUAACCUUGAAAAAUGUAGUGUAUGUGAUACAAAACGUAAUAAAACUUCUCCAAAAGUAUUGCGCUAUUUCCCAUUAACACCAAGAUUGCAAAGGCUGUUCAUGUCACGUAAAACUGCUAAUGACAUGAGAUGGCGUAAAGAUAAGCGAGAUGAUGAUGGAAUUCUUAGACACCCGGCUGAUAGCAAAGCAUGGAAGCAUUUCGAUGAGUCAUAUUCUUCUUUUGCUUUAGAGUCUCGUAACGUGAGAUUAGGUUUGGCAUCUGAUGGGUUUAACCCCUUUGGUGGUCUAAGAAGUGACUAUAGUAUAUGGCCAGUAGUGAUUGUCGUUUACAAUCUCCCUCCAUGGAUGUGCAUGAAACAACCUUAUACAAUGUUAUCUCUGUUAAUACCCGGUAAGAGUGCACCAGGCAAUAACAUUGACGUGUAUUUGAAACCUUUAGUUGAAGAACUAAAACAGUUGUGGGAAUUUGGGGCCAAGACUUAUGAUGCUUCAAAAAAUGAAUACUUUGAUAUGCAUGCAGCUCUCUUAUGGACUAUUAAUGAUUUUCCAGCGUAUGCAAACUUAUCUGGGUGGUCUACCAAAGGUUAUAAGGCAUGUCCUUGUUGUAUGAAUGAAACUUCUUCAACUAGACUACCUAAUUGUAGGAAAUGUUGCUAUAUGGACCAUCGACGAUUCCUUCAUGUAGAUCACAAAUGGAGAAAUAGUAAGUCUUUCAAUGGAAAAGUUGAAAGAAGAAGUCGCCCAAAAAAUUAUCAGGUAAUGAGAUUUUAG
Spinacia oleracea (spinach) is the source of this 1494-nucleotide messenger RNA. RefSeq lists its product as uncharacterized. The transcript has a single exon. Bases 1 to 1494 code for a protein of 497 amino acids. The record is from RefSeq and is a predicted model, not a curated record. Lineage: Eukaryota; Viridiplantae; Streptophyta; Magnoliopsida; Caryophyllales; Amaranthaceae.